Molecule: messenger RNA, 2114 nt
Organism: Macadamia integrifolia
Lineage: Eukaryota; Viridiplantae; Streptophyta; Magnoliopsida; Proteales; Proteaceae
Product: probable inactive poly [ADP-ribose] polymerase SRO2
Exons: 7
Coding region: 214-1905 (563 amino acids)
Molecular function (GO): NAD+ poly-ADP-ribosyltransferase activity
Source: RefSeq, a predicted model, not a curated record
CUUUCUUACACUGGAGGUUUCGAUGAUAAAUCUACACUUGUCAAUUUUGUUUCAUUGUUUUCUCCUCCACUUUCAUUCUAUAUAAACAAGUAUGGUCAUUGGGUUUCUAGCAUCCAAUCUUCAUCAUCUAGCUAGAAUAUCAGAGUAAAUCUCAAGUUUAAGAUUCCACCAGAAGAAAAAAAAUAAAAUAAAAGUUUGAAGAAAGCUUGAUAGAUGGAAGAACAAAGUGAAAGAGGAAGAGGAAGAGGAAGAGGAAGAGGAAGAGGAAGGCGAACGGGAAGGGGAAGAGAAACACACCCUUAUAGAUGUACAAGAGCUAAUGCUAGUCAAGUAGUGGAUGAAACAGCUCCUAGACGCCAUGCACGUCCCAGGCGCCUACCACUAGAUGGAAAUUGUGCAAACCCACAACAACCUCAAGCAGAAACCCUUGUGACAAACCCUAUGCAGUCUGCACCACCAAAUGAUAGUGUUAGCCCUAUAAAGCCCUGCUGCUUGAAAAACAAAGGGCAUUGCGAAAAUUACAGUAAUUUUAUCGAAAGCGGAUUGCCUCAGCGUGUUCUGAUUUUCUGUGUCAAUGAGUGGGUUGAUUUUCCUGAAAGACCAAAGAAUUCUUUGAUUGAAGCGUUUCAGAAUGGAAAGUCUGCAAAUAUUGUAGUUAUCAAUGGAUCAAGAUACUUAAUCGAUUUCGUCAACAUGGUUCUUAUCAAUCUAGAAGAUAAGACUCAGAAAUCAAUUGGGUGGAUUGACAAAGCUAAGAACUGUUUCUUUCCUAAGUUUGUCAUUGAUGGAGGUGUUAUAGCAAGAACUGGAAUAGAGCAAAUUAUUGCACAGUACAGUAGUGGUGGUUCAAAUAUGUUAAUGCCUCAAAAUGGCAACAAAAAUUCCAUUGAUGAUGUUGAUGAUGAGACUCCCAUGGUCAAUAAAGUGACCAUUGUAGACAAUGGAGGCCCAAGCCAAGAUGUGCCCAUGAGUUUCUGCAUUGAUUCCUUAUUAUCUCAAAGAGGGGAGGAAGUGGAUAAAAAUAGUGAAUACUACUUUGAUGUGCAGAACUCUUUCAUGUCAGGAUUAGGGAAAUUUGUGGAUCCAGGUUGCAUUUUGGGAGUUUACCAGUAUAAACCAGUGAGCUUCCCAGCUCUAGCUCAAAGUUUGGCAUUCCAGCAACAGGUGAAACGCAUAAGAAAGUUCAGAGGACACUCCAAUGUUUGCCGUGCAUGGUUUGGUGCUUCCAAGCAGGGUAUAACCAACAUUGUUCUUCAUGGCUUUGGGUCUUGUAUCAACUCACUUGAAGGUAUUUCUUGUGGCAAUGGUCUUUAUCUAAAUUCAAAAGGAAACUCCUACCUCAGUGCAAAGAAUAGCAAAGUUGAUGAAAAUGGCAAUCAAUACAUAUUAUUGUGCAAAGUAAUAAUGGGGCGCAUGGAGAAAAUAAAACCAGGAUCAGCUCAGUGGCACCCAAGUUCUGAUGCUUUUGAUAGUGGUGUUGAUAACCCACUGAAUCCAAAAACUUAUGUCAUAUGGGCUUCUAAUAUUAAUCUUCACAUAAUACCAGAGUGCAUUGUGGCUUUUCAUCUUUCUCCAACCUGCAGAGAUUACCUUGCUGGGCUCAACACCAAUCAUGAUAUGGAUGGAGCACUUAGGUUUACAAAAAAAACUUAUUUGUGGAGUGAUUACAUUGUACACACUCUUCAGCUGCCUCCAGAGGCAGUGCCAUUCUCAACAAAGAUUUCAAUUCUCAAGCUAUUUGCUAAAGCUCGUGGGACCAUACCUCCUAUAGGAAGAGCCAUAUUAGACAAACAGUUUCAUGAUUUCAGGUGCAAGUUAAUUGACAAAGAUCAGCUGCUUAUGAAGAUGAAGGAGACUGUGGGUGACCAAUUGUUGGCCAUAUUGAAGAAUAUGGAAAACAAGUAGUCGUUUCAGAUGAUUUAGACAUCUUUAAAACUGAAAGUAAUAAAGAACUCAAGGGCUUUGUUUCAAAUUUAUGCUUUUGGAACUUUAAUAAUCAGUAAGACUUUAUUUGUAGUAUUGGCUCCCUUCUGAUGACAAUGCCAAAGGUGAGGUCUACUACUUGUUUUGUGGUUGUAUUCGUUUGGGUAUGUCCAAUCGUUAAUCUUUGUAAA